AUGUCAAUGCUCGACGAGCCCGUUCCUCAAGAUGAUCUUAUGCGCGACAGAACCCGUAAAUUCGAGGAAUUCCUCAUUUCAGAUUCCCCAAUUUAUAAUUACAGAGAUGACAUCGCUCGCAUGCUUCGUACAGAUCAGACCCGUCUAAUAGUAAACAUCGAUGAUCUCCGCGACUAUAACAGAGAGUACGCAGAUGGCUUGCUCAAGCAACCUAUCGAUUUCCUUCCUGCCUUUGACGAUGCUCUCCUCGGUGUCGUCACUCAAGUCCAUGACACAGACAAACACGAGCUCGAGGGAAAGAACUAUCGCGUCGGCUUCAGUGGCUCCUUUGGUGAUCAUCAUGUCAGCCCACGUACCCUCAAAUCAGAACAUCUUGGAAAGAUGAUCUCUCUAGAGGGCAUCAUCACCCGUUGCUCACUCGUCCGCCCCAAAAUGCUCAAAUCCGUUCACUAUUGCCCCGACACCAAACUCUUUCACGCUCGCGAAUACCGCGACGCGACUACGUCAACAUCAAAUUUACCACCGACCACCACCGUCACACCUCAGCAAGAUGACGAUGGUCAUCCCCUCCAGAUGGAAUAUGGUCGCUGUGUCUUCCGAGAUCACCAGCGUAUCAGCAUCCAGGAAAUGCCCGAACGCGCUCCCGCUGGACAGCUACCCCGUAGUACAGAUAUUAUCCUUGAUGAUGACCUAGUAGAUAAAUGCAAACCCGGUGAUCGUGUUCAACUGGUUGGCUUCUAUCGAAGUGUGGGAGGUGGCUCGAGUGGUGCCUUCAAAUCACUCAUUCUCGCAAACAACAUCAAUCUCCUUUCCUCCAAGAUCGGAGGCGGUAUUGCACAGACACCGUUAACUGAUACCGAUAUUCGGCAAAUCAACCAGCUUUCUAGACGACGCGACAUCUUUAGCCUUCUUUCACAGUCUCUUGCUCCAUCUAUUUAUGGUCAUGAUAAAAUCAAGGAAGCUAUCCUUUUACUUCUGCUAGGUGGUGGAGAAAAGAACCUACCUAAUGGCACCCAUAUCCGUGGUGACAUCAACAUGCUUAUGGUUGGCGACCCGUCAACCGCGAAGUCCCAACUACUUCGCUUCGUGUUGGGCACUGCCCCGCUCGCUAUUGCUACCACCGGACGGGGAAGUUCUGGUGUCGGUUUAACAGCGGCUGUUACCACGGAUCGCGAUACCGGCGAGCGAAGGCUCGAGGCAGGUGCUAUGGUUCUUGCCGAUCGUGGUGUUGUUUGCAUCGAUGAAUUUGACAAGAUGUCAGAUAUCGAUCGCGUGGCGAUCCACGAAGUCAUGGAACAACAGACGGUCACCAUUGCCAAAGCUGGUAUCCAUACCAGUCUGAAUGCCCGUUGCAGUGUCGUUGCCGCUGCCAACCCAAUUUAUGGCCAAUAUGAUAUCCAUAAAGAUCCUCAUAAGAAUAUUGCACUACCCGAUUCCCUUCUUUCGCGUUUUGAUCUUCUCUUCAUUGUUACCGAUGAUGUCGAUGAAGAACGAGACCGCAGAAUUGCAGAUCACGUACUGCGUAUGCACCGUUAUAUGCCACCCGGAGUUGAAGAUGGUACUCCCGUGCAUGACAACCUGUCACAGCCCCUUGCCAUCGACGGACCGGGCGUACAAUCAGCGGAGGUAGAUGGUGGGAUAGAGUCCAGCCCCUUCGAGAAAUACGAUCCCCUGCUCCAUGUCGGCUUAACGGCCGCAAAAUCACGAACACGGAGAGGCAAGCAGGUGAAAACAGAAGUGUUAAGCAUCGCCUUCGUCAAAAAAUAUAUUCAGUACUCAAAGAGCAAACCUGCUCCAGUCCUUACGAAAGGCGCGGCUAACCAUAUUGUGAAUGUUUACGCCAACCUUCGCAAUGAGGACGAGGGUCAAACCAAUCGGAAGAAGACAGCUCCUCUAACAGCACGUACACUAGAAACUCUCAUCCGUCUGUCUACCGCCCACGCUAAGGCACGUCUCUCUGUAAAAGUGGAGUCUGAGGAUGCUCGUGCAGCAGAGGAGAUCAUGCGGUAUGCACUUUACAAGGAAGUUGCCAAGCGGCAAAAAAAGAAGAAACGCAAGCUUAACCGCGUGGGAGCAGCUGGCGGGAUGGAUGAAGAUGACUCUCAAGAUAGUUCCGAUGAAGACGAAAAUGUUCAGGGCGAGGAUGAUCAACCUGAACGCAUGAGUAUGCCUCCUCAAGCGCCGGCCGAUAAACAGCCUGCGAAUGAUCAAAGUAGUCAAGACACGUUGUGGAAUGACAGCAGCCAAGAUCUCGCGAUGGAAUACGUUACCAACGGCUGCCACAGGAUCAUCACAGGAGGGCAGUGUGCCUCCGGAAAGGUUAGCGUCUCUUCCUCACCAUUUUCUCACGCCUCCGGUGCAUUACUGGAGGCCUUGAAGAAUGUAAUUCUAACUCCCACGUGUUUUUGGUUUCAUAGGUUACAACUUUUCCGUGCACGGCUAGCGAAUCUUUUCUCUACACGCCUCCAAGACGAGGAACAGGUGUUCUUGGCGGAACUUGUGGAAAUGGUAAAUGAAGGUCUACCCACGAGUGCAUUAUUUGGGACUGCGGAGGCUACCGCAGCGUGUCAGGUCAUGUCAGACGCUGAUGAGCUCAUGAUUAGUGAAGGGAUCGUCUACAAGGUCUAA
Messenger RNA from Suillus bovinus, 2628 nucleotides. RefSeq names its product MCM2/3/5 family-domain-containing protein. Gene Ontology annotation, biological process: DNA strand elongation involved in DNA replication; double-strand break repair via break-induced replication; mitotic DNA replication initiation. The record is from RefSeq and is a predicted model, not a curated record. The transcript is spliced from 4 exons. Gene Ontology annotation, molecular function: ATP hydrolysis activity; single-stranded DNA binding; single-stranded DNA helicase activity. Bases 1 to 2628 code for a protein of 875 amino acids. Gene Ontology annotation, cellular component: MCM complex; nucleus. Lineage: Eukaryota; Fungi; Basidiomycota; Agaricomycetes; Boletales; Suillaceae.